Messenger RNA from Zea mays, 971 nucleotides. RefSeq lists its product as uncharacterized. Bases 156 to 746 code for a protein of 196 amino acids. The transcript has 5 exons. NCBI's taxonomy places the organism in Eukaryota, Viridiplantae, Streptophyta, Magnoliopsida, Poales, Poaceae. Gene Ontology annotation, molecular function: ubiquitin protein ligase activity. The record is from RefSeq and is marked validated.
CACCGAGUGGCGACCGCCUGACGCGCCCGUGUCGGCAAGCCGCCGACGACUUGACGUGGGGCGGGGGAAACAAAACAACGCGGGCAGCGCUACGGCAAGCGCGUCCCUGCCACGGCGCGGACACAGAGAGUGGAAACCGGAAGGGGGGAAGAGAGAUGGAUUCCUCCACCUCGGCGGCGGCGGCAGGGGAGGCGGCCGUGCCGCCGGAGGACGACGUCUGCUCCGUCUGCCACGACCGCUUCCGGAUCCCGUGUCAGGCGAACUGCUCCCAUUGGUUCUGUGGAGAGUGCAUCAUCCGCGUUUGGAAUUAUGGACCUCCUGUACAGGCUUGCAAGUGUCCCAUUUGUCGCCGCCUUAUAAAUCUACUGGUGCCUGCUGCAUUAUCAGGGCAGGAGGAUGGUCCACAAGCUCAACGUAUUCUAGGAGAGAUUCAGCACUAUAACUGUAUAUUUGGUGGAGCACCACGCAGCCUAACUCAGAGGUUGCAAGACCUACCCUUCUUCAUCCGAAGACUGUUCAGAGAACUAAUGGACCCCCAGCGGACCCUCCCACUCGUGUUCAGGGCGCGGAUGCUGAUGAUGGUCGCACUGAGUGCAAUUUAUGUGCUGAGCCCUGUCGACAUUCUUCCCGAAAGCAUGCUGGGCCUCUUUGGAUUCGUCGAUGACCUGCUCAUCCUGCUGAUCGUGUUCCUCCACCUCGCCGCGGUGUACCGGUCGUUGCUCCUGUACCGCCACGGGGGCCAGUAGAAGUCGCUGUGCAUAAACCGUUUGUUUAGCUGGUUUCCAUGUGGAGUUCUCUGAGAUCGCAGCAGCGGAUUUGGAAGAUCGCCGACUCGCCGAGUAGAUGGCAACGUCACGGACGGCUUAGCCUGUCCCUGCUCUGUACCAUUCUACUACGCCUGUUUUUCUGAGACUCUGACACGGUGAACUGAACUUUGGUUGGUUGAUGCAAGUGAAUUUCCCUUCGUUUUA